Drosophila yakuba is the source of this 907-nucleotide messenger RNA. It is a transcript of the gene Tim23, whose product is annotated as mitochondrial import inner membrane translocase subunit Tim23. Gene Ontology annotation, biological process: protein import into mitochondrial matrix. The coding region runs from base 211 to 831 and encodes 206 amino acids. Gene Ontology annotation, molecular function: transmembrane protein transporter activity. The record is from RefSeq and is a predicted model, not a curated record. The transcript is spliced from 4 exons. Gene Ontology annotation, cellular component: mitochondrial inner membrane; TIM23 mitochondrial import inner membrane translocase complex. Lineage: Eukaryota; Metazoa; Arthropoda; Insecta; Diptera; Drosophilidae.
UCUUGUUAUUUGUGGGUCAUGCCUUCUGGACUCAAUGUGAAGGAACAGGAAUGCUUGAAUACAGAUGUCAAAUUUAUAGGGCAAUAAAGUUUUAAAAACAAGUAAAUCACAGAUAAGGUCGUUUCCUUUGCAAAUAGAGCAAAGGAAUUUGGUUGAUAAUUGUAAAAAAAAGUAUAGCACCAUUCUUAGGACUGCAAAACAAUUUGGAAAAUGAGUGACGACUUUCCAAGAAGACCAUUUGCUGAAGGGCAGUCACCAACCUUUGAAGAAGCAGUAAAACCCAACAACACUUCCGCUACAAGUUCCUUUAGUAAAACUCCGGUCUCGCCGUAUCUCAAUUAUGAUUCGCGAUAUCUGCAUCAAGCACAGCCAGAGUUUAUUUUUCCCGAGGGGGCUAACAAGCAGCGUGGACGCUUUGAAUUGGCCUUCUCACAGAUAGGCACAUCAGUAAUGAUUGGCGGCGGAAUUGGCGGCCUAGCCGGUAUUUAUAAUGGUUUUAAAGUCACAAAGGCACUCGAGCAGAAAGGAAAAGUGCGUCGAACUCAGUUAAUUAAUCACAUUAUGAAGCAAGGCUCGGGGACUGCGAACACAUUGGGUACAUUGACAGUGCUUUAUUCGGCUUGUGGAGUUUUGCUGCAGUUUUUCCGUGGAGAAGAUGACCAUAUAAACACAGUAAUUGCGGGCUCUGCCACAGGACUGCUAUACAAGUCAACAGCUGGCCUCAGGACGUGUGCUUUUGGUGGAGCUAUUGGGCUGGGCAUUUCGUCGCUCUAUUGCUUAUACCUAAUAGCCCAAGAAAACAGUUCGAACUCAAGUCCCAAAUACCUAUAGAUGGCUAAAAUAUGUAGUACGCAGACAUUACUAGAAUCCCUUCUAGCCGAUUAAAAUUAUAAAUACAAAAUUUUAA